Molecule: messenger RNA, 664 nt
Organism: Saprolegnia parasitica CBS 223.65
Lineage: Eukaryota; Oomycota; Saprolegniomycetes; Saprolegniales; Saprolegniaceae
Exons: 5
Coding region: 69-593 (174 amino acids)
Biological process (GO): regulation of DNA-templated transcription
Molecular function (GO): sequence-specific DNA binding; DNA-binding transcription factor activity
Source: RefSeq, a predicted model, not a curated record
CCCGACGCAGCCGCAUCAAGGCCCUCGGUGACGCCAAGCGGCCACGGGCUGCGACGCCCGACGACGCCAUGACGUCGGGGGACGACAUCUCGAACGACAGCAACCGGCCAAGCAAGAAGGCCAAGCGCAAGGAAAAGCGAUACUGCAUCUGCGACGGCGAGAGCUUUGGUGCGAUGAUUGCGUGCGACAACAACGCCUGCAGCGACCGCUCCAACUGGUAUCACAUGCAAUGCGUCGGCCUCGAGACCACGCCCGAGACAUGGCUCUGUCCGCUUUGUCAGCCGCGAGCUGCAGCAACUUCCGAGUUGGUGCCAGAAAACCUGUUUCGCAAGCCGGCGCUCAGCACGACGUACGGCGACAUGAUCUCGCACGCGCUUCGCUCCAUGCCCCGCGGCGAGGGAACGUUCAAAGAUAUUUGCGAGUACAUUGAAGCGCAGUACGAGAGUCAACUCAACUGGAAGCUCGAGAGCGACCAGCGCAAGUCGCCCGUGUGGAAGUCGUCGGUGCGAAAAAUCCUCUUUUCCAACUCGCGUUUCAAGCGCCAUUCUAUCACCAAGGGCGUCUUUUGCCUCGUGCCGUCAGCAGCAGCGUAGAUGAAGUGCAGACAAGUUGUCAUUUGAUAACGGCAACAUACAAGUUGUCGUUUGAAUACAGGAUAUCGGGC